Messenger RNA from Nakaseomyces glabratus, 1794 nucleotides. It is a transcript of the gene GAP1, whose product is annotated as amino acid permease GAP1. The record is from RefSeq and is a predicted model, not a curated record. NCBI's taxonomy places the organism in Eukaryota, Fungi, Ascomycota, Saccharomycetes, Saccharomycetales, Saccharomycetaceae. Gene Ontology annotation, biological process: amino acid transmembrane transport. Gene Ontology annotation, molecular function: amino acid transmembrane transporter activity. Gene Ontology annotation, cellular component: membrane.
AUGAGUUCCUUGGAAAAGACUGACUUGCCGAAGAACGAGUUGCAAAUCGACUCGGAGUUCCUAAGGGAAGAACCCCUGGAGAUAAGUAACUUCGAAGAGUCUUCCUCUUCACAAGGCCCACAGCCAAGUGGUUCACGUUGGAGGAAGUUUAAAGAUUCUUUCAAACCCUUGGAUGAAGCCGUUGUCACUGACGACAUGAGCGAUAUCGAAAAGAUUGCUCACAGAACCGCGCAUGCACCACUGAAGCAUCAUUUAAAGAACAGACACUUGCAGAUGAUCGCCAUCGGUGGUGCCAUUGGUACUGGUCUGUUUGUCGGUUCCGGUACCGCGCUAAGAACAGCUGGCCCAGCUGGUAUUCUAAUUGGUUGGGGUCUAACGGGUACCAUGAUUUACUGUAUGGUUAUGGCCAUGGGUGAACUAUCUGUGGUCUUCCCAAUCUCAGGUGGUUUCACUACCUAUGCCACGAGAUUCAUUGACGAAUCGUUUGGUUUUGCCAACAACUUCAACUAUAUGUUGCAAUGGCUAUGUGUUCUACCGUUGGAAAUCGUUGCUGCUUCCAUUACAGUCAACUAUUGGGGUACGGAUCCUAAAUACAGAGAUGGUUUUGUUGCAUUAUUCUGGGUGGUCAUUGUCAUUAUCAACUUGUUCGGUGUGAAAGGUUACGGUGAAGCCGAGUUUGUAUUUUCAAUCAUUAAAGUUUUAACAGUCAUUGGUUUCAUCAUCAUGGGUAUUGUGCUAAACUGUGGUGGUGGCCCAGAAGGUGGCUACAUCGGUGGUAAGUACUUCCACGACCCCGGUGCUUUUGUAGGUGACACUGCAGGUGCGAGAUUCCAAGGUGUUUGUUCCGUUUUCGUCACUGCUGCAUUCUCAUUUGCUGGUAGUGAAUUGAUUGGUAUUGCCGCUGCUGAAUCUGCUGAGCCAAGAAAGUCUGUUCCAAAGGCCGCAAAGCAAGUUUUCUGGAGAAUUACUCUAUUUUACAUGCUGUCAUUGCUAAUGGUUGGUCUUUUGGUUCCAUACACUGAUGAAAGACUGAUUGGUGCUUCCUCUGUUGACGCUGCUGCAUCACCUUUCGUCAUUGCUAUCACCUCUCAUGGUAUUAGAGGUUUGCCAAGUGUUGUUAAUGUUGUUAUUCUAAUUGCCGUCUUAUCUGUCGGAAACUCAGCUGUCUACGGUUGUUCCAGAACGCUAUGUGCUUUGGCCCAACAAAACUUCCUUCCAAAGAUUUUCGGUUACAUUGACAGAUCAGGUAGACCUCUAUUCGGUAUUGCUUUCACAUCCGCAUUUGGUCUAGUCGCAUUUGUCGCUCAAAGUAAGAAAGAAGGUGAAGUGUUUGCUUGGUUGUUAGCGUUGUCUGGUCUAUCCUCUUUGUUCACAUGGGGUGGUAUCUGUUUCUGUCACAUCCGUUUCCGUGCAGCAUUGACUGCUCAAGGCAGGUCCACGGAUGAACUUCCAUUCAAAGCACCAGCUGGUAUCUACGGUUCCAUGUGGGGCUUGUUCAUGAUUGUCCUAAUGUUCAUGGCACAGUUCUACGUCGCACUGUUCCCACCUGGAGGCAAGCCGAGCGCCGAGGUGUUCUUCCAGUCGUACUUGUCAUUCCCAGUUGUCCUGGCGUUCUACUUCGGUCACAAACUGUACGCUAGAAACUGGAAGUUGUUGAUCCCAUUGUCGAAGCUGGACAUCGACACUGGCCGCAGAGAGAUGGACCUGGAUGUCCUACGCCAAGAGAUUGCGGAAGAAAAACAGAUGAUGUCUACAAGGCCAUGGUGGUACCGUUGGUACAGCUUCUGGUGCUAA